UCUGCUCCUCAGUUGCUGUCCUCGGCAUAACCUCCAGCUCUACCGGCACAACGUCGACAUCGAAUUCUGCGAAUCGUUCAACGCCCAUCACCGCGAUUGAAGCCCGUCUUCAAUCUCGCAUUUACUCCAUUGGCUUGUUCUUGUUUAGCUUCUUGUUGCUGUCUACCCCAACCGCCACAAUGCCUCCCCGUCUCGCCCCCCUCCGGAUCGCAAUCCGCAUCCCGCACACCACAACCGCAUCCUCCAGAUCCGCAGCCGGAGCAUUUUACUCGACCUCGACGGCCGCGGACUCCAACCAGCCCCUCAUCACCGUCACACAGCUCCCGGCGCCCGGGUCCGGCCACAUUCGCAUUCUCGAGCUCAACCGACCCAAGGCGCGCAACGCCCUCUCCAAAGCCCUCCUCUCCCAGCUGCGCGCCGAGGUCGACGCUGUCCACGCCCAGUAUGACCCGGAAACCGGCGCCGAGGUGCCGCCGCAGCCCAUCUUUGGCGGUGCCGCUGGGAAGGACGUCAAGGGCCCUACGCGCGCCCUCAUCCUCGCCAGCGCCGUUGAGACGAGCUUCUGCGCCGGCGCGGACUUGAAGGAGAGGCGGGGCUUCACACAGGAGGAGACCGACGAAUUCCUCCACAACCUCCGCUCCACCUUCACCUCCCUCCAGAACCUCCCGAUCCCAACAAUCUCGGCAAUCUCCUCCAUCGCCCUCGGCGGCGGCCUCGAGCUCGCCCUCUCGACGCACUUCCGCGUUCUCUCCUCCAACGCCCUCGUCGGCCUCCCCGAGACGCGCCUGGGCAUCAUCCCCGGCGCCGGCGGCACCCACCGCCUGCCCGCGCUCAUCGGCCUCUCCCGCGCGCGCGAUCUCAUCCUCACGGGCCGCCGCGUCUCCGCACCCGAGGCCUAUUUCCUGGGCAUCGCGGACCGGCUGGUGGACAUCACGCACGAGGAGGCGGAGAAGGCGGGCGAGGGCGACAAGGAUAAGGGCGUGUUGCUGGCGGCGCGCAAGGCGGUGCUGAGCGAGAGCGUGAGGCUGGCGGGGGAGAUUUGCGAGGGCGGGCCGAUUGCGAUUCGUGCUGGGCUCCAGGCUGUGGCGUGGGCGAGGGAGGAGGUUGAGAAUAAGAUGUAUGAGCGGGUUGUUGCUACGGAUGAUCGGAAUGAGGCGCUCAAGGCGUUCCAGGAGAAGAGGAAGCCUGUCUUCAAGGGCCAGUAAGGCUGUGUAGUAUUUUUUGCAUAUCUAUGGUCUAGAUCUUGACAUGAGAGCUAGGCAUGUAUUGCUCGAACAUAGCCUUGAGACCAUGAUGAGAUGGAUCAGCUCAGCGGAAGAGUUUCAGCAACUCAAGAUUUCAUCGUGAUAUAGAUACGGCGGCCAUGCUAGACAUCUUGAUCAGACAGUUCCUCUUUGACGAUGAUGCCUUAUUCUCGUUCAAUCGAUCACCCAAGAGACCCAGGGCACAUGAAUAACUUGAAGAAGUUCCGAAAUGCAUGUCGGGUGAAGAGGGCUCAUAAACCCCACCUCGGAUCCGUGCCGGUAGUGGAUCCCGGUGCGGCACGGAUGAGAUCGAGAUGCAACAUGGCGGGGAAUCUCUAAGAAGGUACUGCUUGACUUGAUGUAGACUAGGACCGAAGCUGGGGCUCAUGUGAAAGGAACGAGUGCCAAGCUGAAUGCCAGCUUACCUUGGGCUACCUAGGUAUUUCUCUUCAUUCCGCCCUGUCCUCUCCGUAUUAGAGCUAUUCAAACGCUGAAGACCGAGGUUAUGCAAACAGUCCAAUGCAGUGUGUAGGUACAGUGGGAUGCAAGGCAUCUGAUGGUCUGAUGAGAUGGCCAGGCAAACGCAAGGUAAGUAGAUAUGGCGUCAUCUUCCCCGGUCCCAACCGCCUAUUCCGCGCAGAGAGAUCGAAAAUC
Messenger RNA from Colletotrichum scovillei, 1898 nucleotides. RefSeq names its product enoyl-CoA hydratase/isomerase. The record is from RefSeq and is a predicted model, not a curated record. The transcript is spliced from 2 exons. Gene Ontology annotation, biological process: fatty acid beta-oxidation. NCBI's taxonomy places the organism in Eukaryota, Fungi, Ascomycota, Sordariomycetes, Glomerellales, Glomerellaceae. Gene Ontology annotation, cellular component: mitochondrion. Bases 180 to 1205 code for a protein of 341 amino acids. Gene Ontology annotation, molecular function: enoyl-CoA hydratase activity.